UAUUUUUUUAAAAGAAAAAUGACUACAAUUCUAUUGGGUCGUGUAUGUCGUACCUGUUUAAAAAAGUCCAACGAUAUGCAUAAAUUACGCGAGUUCAUCGAAAAUGAUUUACAAAUAGAAGAUAUGCUAAACCAAUCCAUACCGAGUUUUGAUCUAAAAAUGGAUGAUGUACCUUUGCCGGUGGAGAUAUGUGUAGAGUGUUUUAGAAUAUUACAAAAAACUUAUGAUUUUGUACAAAUGUGUUGGAAAAGCAACCAGGAAUUGAAGAAUAUUUUGAAUCAACAGGAGCAAGAAAUCGAAGCAUCGAUGGUGGGGGUCACAGCAGAUGUAAAUCCAAAGGAUAUUUUAGAAGAAACCGACAUACUAAUGGAUAAUUUUAAAAUAGAACCUUAUGAUGACAACUCCAUUUGUUCAUCUCCAAAGAGACUUGUUAAUGAUACUCAAGUUACAAGACAAGAUUACCAAUUUAAGGGAGUUAAACUUGAAGUUGAAAUGAUAAAUGAAAGUCAACAUGAAGACUCUAGUAGCUCGGUGGAUUACUGGCCUAAUAAUAGUAAAGAGGAUAGCGAGAGCAAUUCUUCUAAAAAUAUGUCAAAAGCUCUAGAUAUUAAGUCUAAACGAAAUGGCUGUAGGAAACGUUCUAGCACUAAUAUUUGCCUUCAUUGCAAUAAGUCCUUUGCCAAAAAGAAAUAUUUAAGCAAACAUUUGUUGGUGCAUGAUCCAGUCUAUGAAUUUGUAUGUGACAUUUGCAGCUAUCGCUUUUCCAGCGAGAGAAAACUAAGAAAUCACAUACAAGAUGAUCAUACAGAUAAACAAACAUGUUUAGAUGAUGGUCCAUAUGCCUGUCCAGACUGUCCCAUAAUAUUUCAACAGAAACUUGAAUUGACUGUACAUCGUGCUAUGCAUCGAGAAAAGACAUUUAAAUGUCAGGAGUGUAACAUGAGUCUGAAAACCUUGACUGACGUUAACACGCACAUGAGUAGUAAACAUCCCGAUGUUUUGCCCUUUAAAUGUCACGUAUGCGAAAAGGCUUUUCGGUUAGAAAAUCAGCUUAAAUAUCACAUUAACGAGCAUAUGGGUUAUAAGAAUCUUAAAUGUGAUUUAUGUAUAAAGAGUAGGUCCAGUUUCAGUUUCAGUUUCACCCAUUCGGGGGAAAAACCUCAUAUGUGUAAAUUUUGUGAUCGUGCUUAUGCAUCCAGUGGAGAUUUGGUUAAACAUUUGCGCACUCAUGUGGGCGAAAAGACCUAUUUUUGUGACCAGUGUCCGGAAGCAUUUAAAUAUGCAACCGAUCUUAAGGAUCAUAAACUUCUACAUUAUAAGGAACAAUUAAAUUUACAACAAAAUAAUAAUGAAACAGCCGAGCUAUCAAAUGAAACAAAAAAUACAGUAGUUACACCGUAA
Calliphora vicina (urban bluebottle blowfly) is the source of this 1401-nucleotide messenger RNA. Its product is annotated as myoneurin-like. Gene Ontology annotation, molecular function: DNA-binding transcription factor activity; RNA polymerase II cis-regulatory region sequence-specific DNA binding; zinc ion binding. The coding region runs from base 19 to 1401 and encodes 460 amino acids. The record is from RefSeq and is a predicted model, not a curated record. Gene Ontology annotation, cellular component: cytoplasm; nucleus. Gene Ontology annotation, biological process: cell fate commitment; regulation of transcription by RNA polymerase II. The transcript has 2 exons. Lineage: Eukaryota; Metazoa; Arthropoda; Insecta; Diptera; Calliphoridae.